Molecule: messenger RNA, 2838 nt
Organism: Callithrix jacchus (white-tufted-ear marmoset)
Lineage: Eukaryota; Metazoa; Chordata; Mammalia; Primates; Cebidae
Gene: SGSM3
Product: small G protein signaling modulator 3
Biological process (GO): regulation of GTPase activity
Molecular function (GO): GTPase activator activity; small GTPase binding
Source: RefSeq, a predicted model, not a curated record
CUCGCGGUCGCCCGUGCCCCGCCGCGCUGCGCGUGCGCGUAGGCGCCGUUGAGCCCUGACGGUGUGAGCCUGGAAGCUGCUAACCCAACCCGGAUUGGCGCUGAGGUGGCCCGCGGGGCAGGACAGAUGAUUCUGGACCAGAUGAAGCCUGAGGAGCCUUCCAACUCUAAGAUAGCAGGAUAGGAGACUUCAAAGACUGGAGCUGCAGAAGAGUUGCUAGCCCUCAGCACAAUGUCAGGAAGCCAUACACCUUCUGCCUGUGGCCCUUUCUCAGCCCUGACUCCGAGCAUAUGGCCCCAGGAGAUCUUGGCCAAGUACAUGCAGAAGGAAGAGUCAGCAGAGCAACCAGAGUUCUACUAUGAUGAGUUUGGUUUCCGGGUGGACAAGGAAGAAGGUGGUGAGCCUGGCUCCAGUCUGCUGGCGAGCUCCCCUCUGAUGGAAGAUGCUCCGCAGAGGCUGCGGUGGCAGGCUCACCUGGAGUUUACCCAUAACCACGAUGUGGGGGAUCUCACCUGGGACAAGAUUGCAGUCUCCCUACCCCGCUCUGAGAAGCUCCGCUCCCUGGUGCUGGCUGGCAUCCCACAUGGCAUGAGGCCACAGCUAUGGAUGCGGCUCUCUGGAGCCCUGCAGAAGAAGAAGAACUCUGAGCUGUCCUAUCGAGAGAUUGUGAAGAACAGCUCCAAUGAUGAGACCAUUGCUGCCAAGCAGAUCGAGAAGGACCUGCUCCGCACCAUGCCUAGCAACGCCUGCUUCGCCAGCAUGGGCAGCAUCGGGGUGCCCCGUCUGCGCAGGGUGCUCCGGGCCCUAGCCUGGCUCUACCCAGAGAUUGGCUACUGCCAGGGCACGGGCAUGGUAGCCGCCUGCCUCCUGCUGUUCCUGGAGGAGGAGGAUGCCUUCUGGAUGAUGUGCGCCAUCGUUGAGGACCUGCUCCCUGCCUCCUACUUCAGCACGACCCUGCUAGGUGUCCAGACUGACCAGCGGGUCCUGCGCCACCUCAUCGUCCAGUACCUGCCUCGUCUGGAUAAGCUGCUCCAAGAGCAUGACAUCGAGCUGUCCCUGAUCACGCUGCACUGGUUCCUCACGGCCUUCGCCAGUGUGGUGGAUAUCAAGCUGCUACUGCGAAUCUGGGACCUGUUUUUCUACGAGGGCUCCCGGGUGCUGUUCCAGCUCACGCUGGGCAUGCUGCACCUCAAGGAGGAAGAGCUGAUACAGUCAGAGAACUCGGCUUCCAUCUUCAACACACUCUCGGAUAUCCCGUCGCAGAUGGAGGAUGUGGAGCUGCUUCUGGGGGUGGCCAUGCGGCUGGCUGGCUCCCUCACUGAUGUGGCCGUGGAGACUCAGCGCCGCAAGCACCUGGCCUAUCUCAUUGCAGACCAGGGCCAGCUGCUGGGGGCUGGUGCCCUCACCAACCUCUCUCAGGUUGUUCGCCGCAGGACCCAGCGGAGAAAGUCCACCAUCACUGCCCUGCUCUUCGGGGAGGAUGACCUGGAGGCGCUCAAGGCCAAGAACAUCAAGCAGACGGAACUGGUGGCCGAUCUCCGGGAAGCCAUCCUGCGUGUGGCCCAUCACUUCCAGUGCACAGACCCCAAAAAUUGCAACGUGGAGCUGACCCCAGACUACAGCAUGGAGAGCCACCAGCGGGACCAUGAGAACUACGUGGCGUGUUCACGCAGCCACCGGCGCCGAGCGAAGGCCCUGCUGGACUUUGAGCGGCAUGAUGAUGAUGAGCUGGGCUUCCGAAAGAAUGACAUCAUCACAAUCGUGUCUCAGAAGGACGAGCACUGCUGGGUAGGGGAGCUGAAUGGCCUGCGAGGCUGGUUUCCAGCCAAGUUUGUGGAAGUCCUGGAUGAGCGCAGCAAAGAGUACUCCAUCGCGGGGGACGACUCAGUGACUGAGGGAGUCACAGACCUCGUGCGAGGGACCCUUUGCCCGGCCCUUAAGGCCCUGUUUGAACAUGGAUUGAAGAAGCCAUCUCUGCUUGGGGGUGCCUGCCACCCCUGGCUGUUUAUCGAGGAGGCUGCAGGCCGGGAGGUGGAGAGAGACUUCGCCUCUGUAUAUUCCCGCCUGGUUCUCUGUAAGACCUUCAGGUUGGAUGAAGAUGGCAAGGUCCUGACCCCGGAGGAGCUGCUCUACCGGGCUGUGCAGUCUGUGAAUGUGACCCACGAUGCAGUGCAUGCACAAAUGGACGUGAAGCUCCGCUCACUGAUCUGUGUGGGGCUCAAUGAGCAGGUGCUGCACCUGUGGCUGGAGGUGCUUUGCUCCAGCCUGCCCACCGUGGAGAAGUGGUACCAGCCCUGGUCCUUCCUGCGUAGCCCGGGCUGGGUCCAGAUCAAGUGUGAGCUCCGAGUCCUCUGCUGCUUUGCCUUCAGCCUCUCCCAGGACUGGGAGCUCCCUGCGAAGAGAGAGGCACAGCAGCCCCUGAAGGAGGGCGUCCGGGACAUGCUGGUGAAGCACCACCUCUUCAGCUGGGAUGUGGAUGGGUGACCCCUUCCUCCCACCCUGGCCAGCCUCGGGCCUGCUCCAGGACUGGGUUUGAGGUGGCCCAGGCCCCCCAGGCUGCAGGGUCUGGGGAAGAGCUGCUCCAGAGCCCUGCCUAGGACCCCGGGAUUUCAGGCUGCCCCACUCCAGUUUUCCCAGCACAUCCCAGGUGGUGGGAGCAGAGGGUGCUCUGCCCCACCAGGGUCCUUAGGGAUGCUCUGGGCCCAAACCACAGUUUGUACCAAAAACCUUUGAGGAGGUGGGGAGCCACAUCUUUGCUCAGGAAGAGGGAAGGGGGUGGGGGUGGCUAAUAGGCUCCUGGACUCCUUGGUUUACAAAUAAACUGUCUUUGAGAAAGUA